AAUUCAAGUCGUAAUGUGGUGUCAAAUGUAAUCAUAGCUCCGCAAUUUGAUCGCAUAAACACGAAAAAUAUUCUGAAAUUGUUGAUUUUCCCAUUUAUUUCUUUAGCAAAUCGACUGGAAAGUGUUUUUACUAUAAGAAAUUAUAGCCUAACACCAAAAACCAGCGAAUUUACCGUGUUUUUUUUUUGCAUUAUUUUCUCUGAAAAUAUUGGCGAAAGAACCUCACAGACAAAUGGAUAAUCGGAAUGAAGCCGCUGAUCGAAAGCGACAACCAGAAGGAGCCAACCCACCGGCGAAUAAACGAUCUAAAACAUCCGAGACCGUGUCUGCAGACGUGCAACGUGCAUCCAACAAAAUAGCCCAGCAGCCGACGAAGAUUCAUUACACAAGAUUGCGCCGGCGCAUGGAUGAGGAAGAGGAAGAGAAACUGGCAAAGCUUGGUCCGCAGCCAAACGAUGGCACCACAAAGUUGACAGACGUCAAUGUUGAUUGCCUCGAGCACAUUUUCAAGAAUCUAAGCCUUAUAGAUCUCUUGAAUGUUGCCGACUCCAACAAACAAUUGAAACCAGCAGCGGAUUUGGUAUUCGCGAGUCGGUAUGGGAAACAAUGGAUUUUUAUCCUUUCGAGAUACAAGUCUAUACUGAUUUUCGAGCGGAACAUGUAUCCACCAACGGUUCAAAUUCCACGGUCAUUCCGAUUAAAGUUGCUCCGCUGCUUUGGACAUUUGAUCACAAAAUUGGACAUCACACAUGAUAAACAUAUGGAUGCUUAUGUCAACGAAUACUGUGCCGAAUCAUUGGUUGAAAUUAAAUUUCAACGCUGCAAAGCAAGCACACUGGACGAUCUGAAGAAGCCGUUCACCCAGGUUAAAACACUUUGUUUUGAUAGCUGCAAAUUGGGAAGCAAGCUGUCGGAACUCGAUAAAUGGUUCCCGAAAGUGCGACGUUUAGAAUUUACGGAUCGUAACGAGACCGCUGUUCAUUUUCCCCAUCUUCAACAUUUGACUCUGUCCCUUCCAAUUGAUACAAAUAACCGUUUGAACAAUUUGUCUGAGCUCUUGCGUUUAUACCUGAAUACACGAAGUCUGUCCAUUAUUGGCUACUUUGAAUUCAAAUACCUUCAGAGCGUUAGUGAACAUCUACAGCAUCUGGAACGCCUGGACAUCAAUCCAUUUGGAUACUUCUCGAAUGUUGGCAACGAUACCGUACACUUUCCAAAUGUAAAAAAGCUCAAGUUACGAGAUGUAGUAAGGGAGAGUCGUCUAAGAUGGGCCACACAUUGAUUGACCGCUAUAAAAGUCUUAAAUGUGGAUAUUGUUUGAGACUUAUAUAUACCGUUGGAAAGAGGACCUCAAAAGGAAAGUUUUUGCUUAAGAUUGUCAUUCGUUUGCAUUGAAAAAAAGAAUUUUAUCGCACAUUUUCCGAACACCUUGAAAAUUGACAAAAAAAAAAAUUUGUCGUCUAAGAUGGGCCACCCCACAAAAUUUGAAAAAUAAGAGAAAUAAUGAAAUGGUAACACCAUAUUUCGAAAGAUUUGUCAAUUUUUAUUCAUUUAUGUGCUUACAGCGAUGUACUUUCCGCGUUUUUAAUAAGCUGACGUCCACGACGAUUUUAUGAAGGUCUUAGUGUAGCUGGUCGCAAUAGGCCAACAUCAGGCAAAAAAUACCAUAGAAUCACUUUAAAACGCUAUGCGAUUGCUUAAAACACGAUUUUCAAACAUAACAAUAGAGUUUGAGCACAUAACAAAAAAAAAUGUUGGGUGGCCCAUCUUAACCAAAACACGCCAUUUUUUCAUGACGAUAAAUUGUUUUCCCAUGAUGAAAUAACACCAAAA
This is a messenger RNA of Sitodiplosis mosellana (orange wheat blossom midge), 1833 nucleotides long. RefSeq lists its product as uncharacterized. NCBI's taxonomy places the organism in Eukaryota, Metazoa, Arthropoda, Insecta, Diptera, Cecidomyiidae. The transcript is spliced from 3 exons. The coding region runs from base 233 to 1282 and encodes 349 amino acids. The record is from RefSeq and is a predicted model, not a curated record.